AUGCGGUUGUUGCAUAAAGCGAUUAGCAAAGACGGGGGGAGGAUAAAACUCAUCCCAGAUGACGCAGAAGACUUGUGGACAGUCUACAACUUGAUCUCUGUGGGAGACUCAGUGCGAACUGAUACAUUUCGCAAAGUUGCCUCCGAGUCUUCGACGGGGUCAGUCUCGACCGAGAAGAUGAGGAUCACGCUGACUAUCAAAGUGGAGUCGAUAGACUUCGACGCUCAGACCCCAGCGCUGCGGCUCAAGGGGAAGAACAUAGUCGAGAACGACUUCGUGAAGAUGGGUCAAUAUCACACGCUCGAGCUCGAGACGCAGCGUGCUUUCUCUCUCGCAAAGUCGGAAUGGGACUCGAUCGCAUCGGAUCUGGUCGAGCAGGCUUGCGAUGUGACUAGGAAAGCUGACCUGGCGGUGGUGGUGAUGCAAGAAGGGCUGGCCUUCGUGUGUCUCAUCACCAGCAGCAUGACUCUCACGCGCCAGAAGGUGGAGGUCUCCAUCCCCCGCAAGCAGGGCGCAGCGUCAAUGGGGAGGGAGAAGGCGUUGAACAAGUUCUACGAUCAGGUCAUGCGCGCCAUCAUGCAGCACGUUGACUUCUCCAUCGUCAAGUGCCUCAUCAUCGCCAGCCCGGGGUUCGUGAACGAGUACCUGAUGCGCCACAUUGAUGUCAUGUCGCACAAACAAGAUCUGCGCUGCCUCCUUGAUCAUAAGUCCAAGUUUCUCCUCUGUCACUGCAGCAGUGGACACAAGCAUGCUAUCAAGGAGAUCUUGUCGGAUCCUGCGAUAGCUUCUCGUUUGCAUGACACCAAAGCGGCGGCAGAAUCAAGAGCUCUCAACGACUUCUUCAAGAUGCUGAAUAACGAUGCCGAUCGCACGGCCUACGGAGAGGCGCACGUGAUGCAUGCGGCUCAGAUCGGUGCGAUCAACACGCUCCUGAUAUCGGACAACCUGUUCCGCUCUCAAGACCCUGGAGCACGAAAGAAGUACGUGGACCUGGUAGAGACUGUCAAGGACAGUGGAGGUCUAGCUCUGAUCUUCUCGACGAUGCAUGUGUCCGGGGAGAGACUCCAGAUGCUGUCGGGCCUGGCUGCGAUUCUGAGGUGA
Messenger RNA from Guillardia theta CCMP2712, 1101 nucleotides. RefSeq lists its product as hypothetical. The record is from RefSeq and is a predicted model, not a curated record. Lineage: Eukaryota; Cryptophyceae; Pyrenomonadales; Geminigeraceae. The transcript has 9 exons. Gene Ontology annotation, cellular component: cytoplasm. Gene Ontology annotation, biological process: nuclear-transcribed mRNA catabolic process, non-stop decay; RNA surveillance; ribosome disassembly. The coding region runs from base 1 to 1101 and encodes 366 amino acids.